AUGAGAAUAGGUACCCAGGACUGGAGCGCAAACUAUGCCACUUCGGAGGAAAUUUAUGACUACUUCAAGAGCUUCAGUGACAAGUAUGGGUUAGAAAAAUUUAUCAAAUUCCGUCACCAAGUCAUUGGGGCGCGAUGGGAUGAACAAGAGGCCUUGUGGCAUGUAACAGUCCAAGAUCUUGCUACAGGCAACACCAUUGAACGGACAGCGCAAAUACUCAUCAACGCUGGCGGCAUCCUCAACUCUUGGCGCUUUCCACCAAUCCCUGGAAUCAAUUCGUUCAAAGGACCGCUGGUCCACUCAGCUGCAUGGCCCAAAUUCGGUCUUGAGCUUACCGGGAAGACGGUGGGCUUGAUAGGUAACGGCUCGUCUGGGAUCCAAAUCCUCCCUGCGAUUAAAGAUAGAGUUGGGAAACUUGUAACAUUCAUUCGUGAGGGAACCUGGGUCGCACCUCCGCUAGGCGGCGAGUACAAGGCAUAUUCGAAAGAAGACAAGGAAAAUUUCGCCGCGGACAACAUGUUUGGAAUUUUUCAUCAGGGAUCGCAGCAGCAGAAGAGCCUCCAACAGUACAUGAAUGGUUUGAUGAAGCAGAAGCUCGGUAACCCACAGCUGGAGAAGGUGCUGAUUCCCAAAUGGGCAGUUGGAUGUCGCAGAUUGACGCCGGGCACCAACUAUCUUGAAUCGCUCAAUGACCCCAAGGUACAGACAGUGUAUGGCGAGAUCACCAAUAUCACGCCUACCGGCGUCAUUUGCGACGAUGGGAAGGGCGAAUACCCUGUCGAUGUGCUCAUCUGCGCUACAGGGUUCGACACGACUUUCAAGCCGCGAUUUUCAGUUGACGGCGCCAGGGGCGCCAAGCUUCAGGACAUGUGGAAAGAUGAACCUCAAGCAUAUCUAGGCAUCGCAGUCGACCAUUGCCCAAACUAUAUGUUCACUCUAGGUCCCAAUUGUCCUAUUGGCAACGGCCCGGUACUCAUCAGCAUCGAGGCAGAAGUUGAAUACAUGAUCAAAAUACUUUCGAAAUUCCAAAAAGAGAACAUCAGCGCUUUCGAGGUGCGCAGCGACGCAGUGGAGGAUUUCAACCAGUGGACGGCUACAUGGAUGAAAGACACCAUCUGGGCUGAACCGUGUCGAUCGUGGUACAAGGCCGGGUCAGCGUCGGGCAAGAUCCUCGCUUUGUGGCCUGGAUCCACUCUUCAUUAUCUCGAAGCGCUGCGUGAACCACGCUGGGAGGAUUGGAUCUUCACUCGCCCGAGCGGCAGCAAUCGGUUUCAGUAUCUUGGUAAUGGUCACAGCACGGCUGAAGCAAAUGGAGGCGAUUUGGCGUAUUAUAUCCGCAAUCACGAUGACUCAUAUAUUGAUCCGUCGUUGAAGAGGGUGCAUUGCCCUUCCUUAGGAUGA
Molecule: messenger RNA, 1401 nt
Organism: Pyrenophora tritici-repentis Pt-1C-BFP
Lineage: Eukaryota; Fungi; Ascomycota; Dothideomycetes; Pleosporales; Pleosporaceae
Source: RefSeq, a predicted model, not a curated record